Thermochaetoides thermophila DSM 1495 is the source of this 1734-nucleotide messenger RNA. RefSeq lists its product as uncharacterized. The coding region runs from base 1 to 1734 and encodes 577 amino acids. The transcript has a single exon. NCBI's taxonomy places the organism in Eukaryota, Fungi, Ascomycota, Sordariomycetes, Sordariales, Chaetomiaceae. Gene Ontology annotation, cellular component: catalytic step 2 spliceosome. Gene Ontology annotation, molecular function: peptidyl-prolyl cis-trans isomerase activity. Gene Ontology annotation, biological process: protein peptidyl-prolyl isomerization; protein folding. The record is from RefSeq and is a predicted model, not a curated record.
AUGUCCACCAUCUACAACCUUGAGCCGCAGCCAACUGGAGCAGUCAUCAUCCACACGACCCAAGGCGACCUGAAGGUCGAACUCUUCGCGAAACAGACCCCUCUUACAUGCCGUAAUUUCCUCCAACACAGUCUCGAUGGCUAUUAUGACGGCACCAUUUUCCACCGUCUUGUUCCGGGAUUCAUUAUCCAAGGUGGUGAUCCGACCGGCACAGGACAUGGAGGAGAGUCGAUCUAUGACGGUGGCGCCUUCAGCGGAGAUUUGGAUCCAUGGCCGAUGGACCAGCGCAAAGGGCACAACGCAGGUCCUAUGGGCGUGAAUUUCAAGGAUGAGUUCCACUCACGGCUGAAGUUCAACCGUCGGGGGCUCUUGGGCAUGGCAAACGAGGGCGCUCCUGACACAAAUGGCAGCCAAUUUUUCUUUACGUUGGGGAAAGCUGAAGAGCUCAACAAUAAGAAUACUUUAUUUGGUCGGGUUGCGGCAGGCGAUACCAUCUACAACUUGAUGAAAUGGGGAGAGGCGGAGCUUAUUGAGGGCACGGAGCGGCCUCAGUAUCCAGUGAAGAUUACAAAUAUUGAGAUUCUUCUUAAUCCCUUCCCAGAUAUGAAAAAGAGAGAGAGAAGAAUCCAACAUGAGGUACCGCGACCACUUCCGGCAACAGAGAAGAAGCCAAAGAAGAGGAAAGGUGGGAAGCAGUUGCUCAGCUUUGGUGACGAGGAGGGUGAUAUGGAAGAGGAGCCGGUUGUCAAGAAAGCAAAGUUCGACACAAGAAUUGUGAUGGAUGUGGACGAAGAACCUCAACCGAAGACCAUUCCAGUUAGAGAGCCUAUCAAAAAGGCAGUUGAAGUGGCAGGCAAGAAGACACAAGAGGCUGCGAAACUACAAAGAGAGAGAAGCGAAAGGUUAGUUACAACGGAACCAGCUCCGAAAAAGGUUCCGAAUUCACCAUCACCGCCGGCGGCCAAGACUCUCAGUGAAAAAUCCACGCCCGAGUCAUCACCAGAGCCCCCUCCAAAGAAGUCGCUUCUAGAACAAACCAAUGAGGAGAUAGCUGCGAUCAAAGCCUCCAUGAAACGGACGAUUUAUGCAGAGCAGCCAGUAAAAGAAAAGAAGAAGUCUGCUCUUGAGCUCAUGGUUCCUGAGACAGCAAUGCGUGGGAGGAAACGUCGGCCAGGAGCAACUAAUCCUAAAGAUGAACGAGACGCGAUAAGCAUUUUAAACGCUUUCAAGGCCAAGUUGGAAAAGGCUCCUCCCGAGAAGACCCCAGCUGAGAAACUGAGAACCGUCACUGAAAAGAAAGCAGAAAAUCCUGGUGAAGGUGGUGGUGAGGAGGAGGAGGUUUGUGACCUGCACUUCAUCGCCGGUUGCCUCAGCUGCAAAGCGUGGGACAAAGAAGAGAAGGAAGAGAGCGAUGACGAAGGCUGGAUGUCUCACCGGCUCACUUUUGCCGCUGAUAAGUUUGGCAAGGACUACAACCAAAGGAAAAAAGCCGAAGAGGAAUUGGUGGUGAUUGAUCCGUUGGAGAAGGCCAAGGCAUUGAAGGAAGAAAAGAAAGGAUCACGGGAGGGCAAUCACCGACCGGAAGGUUCCGGCAGAGGGUGGGGCCGGGACCUGGAUCGGGACCGGGAUCGGGACAGAUACAGGGACCGCAACCGUGACCGGGAGAGGGGCCGCGACAGCGAUUAUUGGGAAGGAGACCGGGAAAGAGGCCGUGAUAGGGACAGGAGACGGUGA